GAAACACUACAAGUAGAAAAUCCACUUGAUUUCCCACCCGCCUCCUCCCCAACUAAGGCUAAUUUCUCAAGACUACAUGAAAUAAAGGCUAGGCAUAGCUACACCACUCAAAUCAUUAAAGAAGACUCUCGAUCACACAGCCAUUAGCGCUACUGAAAACAUCUCUUGCCCCUUGCUUUUAGCUUUCUAUUGUCUGCUCAUGACUUCCUUGAUAGCAAGCAGCAGGUCCCAUGAACUUUAACUCAAUGGUAUUGAAGUCAAACUCUAAAUGCGUGAAGUUUUGAUUUUGAGUAACUACUAAUUUCAAUGCUAGAACUGCCCACUUAAAUAGUAAGUUAUCAUGACUGGUUCUUUAUCCCAAGCCAGUCCACUUGCAUUAGCAGGCCACUUUUUGUGAUGCUCUGAAACAGCCACUUGGCUUUGAAGUGGUGACAGAUUUUGGACAAUUCGGACUGGCAGUUCUAUCUUUUGGUUUUUCUGAUUUGGAGGAGUACCUUUCUUUUGUUUGUUAAAAUCAAUUUGGUUCCUUCUUUUUUGGCCUUUUGCUUUAUUUUUUCGGGUUUCUAAAUUGCAUGGUAUUUUUUUCUUUUAAACUUUAAGCCAAAGACCAGUAUAGUGGCUAAUUGGCAGAGAAGGUAAAAAGGGUGAGAGAGCAUAACAAUGACCUUGGGUCCUCGGGGAUUGAAAACAAAAAUGUUCAAGCACAGGGCUAAGUUCCACACGCGCGCGCACAUAUAUUCAAAGGGUCUAAGUCCACCAUCUCGCCACAAUAUUUAUGUAUGGAAAAGGAUAGCAAUCAAAGGACAGAAACAGGAAAAUUUUACUCUUUACUUCAGUUAUAAUAGAGGCAUCACUUUGUUUGAAAGAAACCCAACAACCAAUACAUCCAACUCAGAGAAUCAGAGGUUGCUUAUAUAAGAAUUUGAGUGUUAAUACCAAAUUAAAGUUAGUUAUUGCUAAUAUUAGUUUUUUUUUUUAAUGGCACGUGGAGUGAUUGAAACGCAAAAAAAGAAAAAAAAAAUUCCCCUCUAAUGUGCAAGAAAAAUAUUUUCUACAAUCAUUUGGGAAGAUUGGAUUUUUGCUUCUUUGUCAAGUCAGUUGCUUCCAGUCUCAAUAGCCCUUUUAGGCCUGCUUUGACCUAUGAGUUUGCUAUGUGCAGCUAAUCUAUUGAUAAUUUUUAGAGGGAAGGGGUGGUCAUUUUCAAUUUUAUUUUAAUUGAUUGUGUGAUCAUUAUCAGCUAACAAGGUCUAGAAUUUCAAGAAUUUAAUUUCUGGAUGUUUCUCUCUUGCAGUCUUGAUCAUUCUAUUGACUAAUAGAGUAGUGUCCUUGCAAUUUCCAAAGUCACUUGCAGAUGAAUCAUGCUUCAACUGGAACUCAUAAGUAAAGCUCUACCAGAGCAAUGCUUCAUCAUCCAUGAAUUUUUUAGGAAAAUUAAAAAAAAAAUUGAAUAUGAGGCCACCUUCAUGUGGGUUUAGAAAAUACAAACUCAAUUCAGUCUACGAGAAUUUGAGUGAUAUGUUCCAUGCAACUGAAGUUUAAGACUAAAGUCCAAAGCAAUGUUUUUGUAGUAAAAGACAAUACAGAUUUAAGUUCAAAUUCCACAUUUCUAUUCAAACCCAAAAUUCAUUCACUAUUGAACAGAAAUUAAACUUUCUAUAUGCAUAUGUAUAUAUAGGAUAUCAACCUUUGCUUCAUUCUCACCAAUUGCUACACCAAGGAAGCCAAAUUGUUAUCCCCUCGUUUUGGCAGUGGUUUUUCUUUCAGGUUCUUUGUGUGUUAGAGCUGCAAAUGAGUAUAUAUCAGCAGUGGGCGAUCGGAAAGAUAGUCCAAGAUUGGCAAUAGAGUCAUGGAAUCAGUGCAAUGAGAUUGGAGUGGAAGUUCCUAAUAUGGGCAACCCAAGAGCUGCAGAUUGCUUUGACAUAUAUAAAGGCUUCUCGACGGGCAGAAGUGAAAUAUUUGCAGCUAUGGAUUAUUUUCUAGCAAGAGUUAGAACUCAUGUGGAUUUGCAAUUUGAGAAGAACUGCUCUAUCUGCAGUUUGCUGCCUGACAUGUUGGUCCACAGAGUCACAAAGGAAGACAACAAACUAGGUGUUGAAGACCCUUUUCUUGGAGUGCAAUUAAGGUCCCUUUAUGAUGUAAAUCUUUAUGCUACGGAGAAGGAACUAUACUUAGGCUCUAAAUUUCAAGUUGAAGACACCCCAAAUCCAUAGCAAUUUGGAUGAUCAUGCUAAAGAGUGGGAACAUGGACAAUUAUGCAGCCAAGUGCCCCAAAAAUGGCCAGAAAGUGCGACCUUUCGGCCCUGAUUCUGAGUUCCCUUGCUUUGGACAAGGGUGCAUGAAUCAACCAUUUAUUUAUCAUGACUAUACUACUCUGCAAGGGCCUAAUAGGACUGCUCUUAAAGGUAAAUUUUAUGGUCUAUGGGAUUUGAAUGCUGAUUUAAGAAAAGGAUUGUUGAGUAACAUUUCUUACCAUUCUGU
Molecule: messenger RNA, 2478 nt
Organism: Hevea brasiliensis (rubber tree)
Lineage: Eukaryota; Viridiplantae; Streptophyta; Magnoliopsida; Malpighiales; Euphorbiaceae
Exons: 3
Coding region: 1887-2210 (107 amino acids)
Source: RefSeq, a predicted model, not a curated record